Molecule: messenger RNA, 744 nt
Organism: Sorex araneus (European shrew)
Lineage: Eukaryota; Metazoa; Chordata; Mammalia; Eulipotyphla; Soricidae
Gene: PTS
Product: 6-pyruvoyltetrahydropterin synthase
Exons: 6
Coding region: 68-505 (145 amino acids)
Biological process (GO): tetrahydrobiopterin biosynthetic process
Cellular component (GO): mitochondrion
Molecular function (GO): 6-pyruvoyltetrahydropterin synthase activity
Source: RefSeq, a predicted model, not a curated record
GGCCCCGCCCACGUGCCCUAAAGCGGGCCCUGGAAGGAGCGAGGCCCGGGGUCUGCAAGGCGCGAGCAUGAGCGUGGUCGGCACGGGUAGUCGCCGCUGGGCACGAGUGUCCCGCCUCGUCUCCUUCAGCGCGACUCACCGGCUCCACAGCAAAUAUCUAAGUAAUGAAGAAAAUCUGAAACUGUUUGGGAAAUGCAACAAUCCAAAUGGCCAUGGUCACAAUUACAAAGUUAUGGUAACAGUAUACGGAGAGAUUGAUCCUGUUACAGGAAUGGUUAUAAAUUUGACUUCUCUCAAAGAGUAUAUGGAGGAGGCAAUUAUGAAGCCCCUGGAUCAUAAGAAUCUGGAUCUAGAUGUGCCAUACUUUGCGAAUAUCGUAAGCACGACAGAAAAUGUAGCUGUAUAUAUCUGGGAAAGCCUCCAGAAAUUUCUUCCUGUGGGAGUUCUUUAUAAAGUAAAAGUCUAUGAAACUGACAAUAACGUUGUUGUCUAUAAAGGAGAGUAGCUUCUUGGAGUUGAUAAUCGUAAAAAGACUUAAUUUCUUUUCAAAAUUUAAGAGAGAUUUUUAUUCCCUUGAACUAUUAAGAAGUAAUUCCUUAACUGCUGCACCUCCACACUGAGUUCUGGAGAGCCCAAUUUAUUGAAAUCAAUGUAAGACCAGUCUUUUUAAAACCUCAUUUGCAAUGUAUCCUGAGUAACAUUUAGAGAACCUUUUGUCUAUUGAUUAAAAUCACUUUAUUUUCA